Molecule: messenger RNA, 953 nt
Organism: Coffea arabica (coffee)
Lineage: Eukaryota; Viridiplantae; Streptophyta; Magnoliopsida; Gentianales; Rubiaceae
Product: mitochondrial fission 1 protein A-like
Biological process (GO): peroxisome fission; mitochondrial fission; autophagy of mitochondrion
Cellular component (GO): peroxisomal membrane; mitochondrial outer membrane
Molecular function (GO): protein binding
Source: RefSeq, a predicted model, not a curated record
AUGAUUUCGCAAUGGUUGGAUUCUGUCACCUCCUUUUUCAACCCUGGACAGCACCUUCCCAAGUGCAAUCGGGACAUUAUCCUUGGCUGUGAGAAAGAAGUGGCAGAGGUAGAAAAUAGUGGUACUGAUGAACAAAAGAGUGAAAGCAUUAUGCGAUUGUCAUGGGCUCUUGUUCAUUCUACACAGUUGGAAGAUGUGCAGCGAGGGAUUGCUAUGCUCGAAGCCUCUCUCUCUGGAACCAAUAGUCCAUCUCAGAAGAGUGAAAAGCUUUACCUUCUAUCUGUUGGUUGUUAUAGAAGUGGUGAGUAUUCAAGGAGCCUGCAGCUUGUAGAGAAAUGUUUGGAGAUUAAACCUGAUUGGAGGCAGGCUUUGUACCUUGAGAAGACAGUCAUAGAACAAAUUACAAAAGAUGGUGUCAUUGGAGUUGGCAUUUCAGUUACUACUGUGGGACUUAUAGCUGGUGGAAUUAUAACUGCAUUAGCUAGCAGAAAAUCGUGAUGACGGAUUGUUGUCUUAAGAGUAAUUUCCCUGAUUUGCGGUUUACAAUCUUCCCGGAUAUGCGAUUUACAAUCUUCGAAGAUGAUGCAUUUUAACCCUGCUAACUAUGAAUUGAUGGCCUGUCGAUUACUUUUAGUCGAAGUCAAGACAUUGUAUGUAUAUAUAUAUAUUUCAAUGGAUUUCAUUUGGUACCUCCGGACCAAAACAUACUUUCUCAAACUAUCCAGUUAGGCUUAGUCUUCUGGUCAUCAAUCCGUUGAUUACAUCAAGUAGUGUGCAGUUUUGACUAUCAGCCAUUCAAUAAGUUAGGUGUAAACUUCUUCUUCUUUUCGUUUUUUACCUCUUAUGUAUCUUAAUUCACCAUUAGCUUUGUCUACUUAUCUGAUAUAAAACUUAUUAUAAUGAACAGGAUAGCCAAUUAUGGAACUGUAGGCAAGUAUAAGACCAACUUUUCU